This is a messenger RNA of Pimephales promelas (fathead minnow), 703 nucleotides long. It is a transcript of the gene cxcl19, whose product is annotated as chemokine (C-X-C motif) ligand 19. The record is from RefSeq and is a predicted model, not a curated record. Gene Ontology annotation, molecular function: chemokine activity. NCBI's taxonomy places the organism in Eukaryota, Metazoa, Chordata, Actinopteri, Cypriniformes, Leuciscidae. Gene Ontology annotation, biological process: immune response; defense response; chemotaxis. Gene Ontology annotation, cellular component: extracellular region.
UCAUAAUAUAUAAGGCCGUACAGCAGCACGAGUAAAUCCAUCAGAUCUUGAGCGUUUCUACUCGAGAAGCUUCACCCAUCAUGAACGCCGUCCUGAUGCUCACCGUUAUUGCAGCCAGCAUCCUUCUGUCCGCUGCUGUGCAGCCGCUCGGCGCGGGUUACAACAGCCGCUGUGUGUGUCUGAAGCUGGAGUCCAGGAUCAUCCCGCCGGAUAACCUGCGACGUGUGGAGAUCCUCCCCAGAGGCCCUCACUGCAAGACCACUGAGGUCAUUGCUGGCCUAUCGAGUGGAGAAAAGAUCUGUCUUAACCCCAGGACACCAUGGGUUAAAAGACUCAUUCACUUUAUUGAGAAAAAAGAGCGAAUGGCCAAGAAAGCAUAGAAGACAUUUAUGUUGUGACUUAUAUUACUUUCAUUCUCACUACUCACAAGACACAUUAGCUCACUAUGUUUUGAAACAGAGCGCUUAAAUGUAAAUUCUUGCAAAAUAAUAUUUUUAUAUGCAUUCUGAUCCUUUCAUUCUGAUUGAUAUGUGUUUGUCCUGUCUAAUGAUUUCAAGACACCAUGAUCCAAAUGAUAUGCUACACUACAGUCUGUUACACUGCAUCUAUUCAUUGUAUACUGUUGCAAUCAGUUUGUUAAAAAUUAUAAAAGUUGUGGAAUAUAUGGAUGAUGUUUUUUAAUUAAAUCCUUUCUUUUAUCAAA